AUGAACUUUUGCGAAAGUAACUAUCUCGCUAGUCCCGAGUUCCUUAAAACAACCUUUCAUAUAAUCACGGGUAUAGCCACUCCAAUUCAUGCAUUUGGGUUUUAUUGUAUAAUUUGCAAAACGCCGGCUCACAUGAAAUCCGUCAAAUGGUUGUUGUUCAAUCUACACUGUUGGUGCAUUUGUCUUGAUAUUACUUUCAGUUUCCUAAGUAUUCCGUAUAUUCUGCUACCCGCUAUCGCAGGGUAUGGACUUGGUCCAAUUGAAUCUCCGGGCCUGUUUUUCUAUUUGGCUAUCACUUUUAUUACUGGUGUAACCACAUCAGUAUUUGUUACUUUUGAGAAUCGAUUCUUCAUAUUAUUUGCCCAAAAAUCAUUUUGGAGACAUAUACGGAAGUUUGCAAUAGUUUUCAGUUAUAUUAUUGUGCCACUCUACGAUUUGCCAAUUCAAUUUUUGAUACCAGAACAGAGCAAAGGAAGGGAACUCUCGUGGAGGAAGCUCCAAUGUAUUCCUGAACUUCCAAAUGACGGCCGUGAGUUGUUCGUUUUCGCCACUGAACUUCUUGGUCCAGCGAUCACAAUUAUUCUGGCAGAGUCUGUCCCAACUAUUCAGUGUGGAACAUUUCUAGCACUCAACAUUUACAACUUGAUAUUCGCAAGGCGAAGUGGGAUUUCCAAGAAGACAGUUCAAAUGCAACACAGGCUCGUGGUCGCUUUUAUCAUACAGACAUCAGUGACCCUAAUUCUUUUUGUGGUGCCUGUCAAUGCAUUCAUUUCAUUUAUAUACUUUAACUAUCAAAAUCAAUUUCAUAACAAUUUGAUUGUCUUUGCAUUUGCGGUUCACGGAAUUGCAUCCACACUUAUCAUGGUGUUUGUUCAUAGGCCAUAUCGAGACUUUGUCUAUUCGCCGUUUCGGCGGCUUUUUGAAAGUGGGCCUACUGUAUACGUGAUACCGGCGGUUUCGAUGUCUAAGGCACCCAUAGCUCCUUGA
Molecule: messenger RNA, 987 nt
Organism: Caenorhabditis elegans
Lineage: Eukaryota; Metazoa; Nematoda; Chromadorea; Rhabditida; Rhabditidae
Gene: srh-235
Product: Serpentine Receptor, class H
Exons: 4
Coding region: 1-987 (328 amino acids)
Source: RefSeq, marked reviewed